Messenger RNA from Stegastes partitus (bicolor damselfish), 2186 nucleotides. RefSeq names its product 78 kDa glucose-regulated protein. The record is from RefSeq and is a predicted model, not a curated record. The transcript has 8 exons. Bases 163 to 1746 code for a protein of 527 amino acids. Lineage: Eukaryota; Metazoa; Chordata; Actinopteri; Pomacentridae. Gene Ontology annotation, molecular function: ATP binding; ATP-dependent protein folding chaperone.
CAUCAUUUCACAGAGGCUAGAGUUCAGAAUAGACAAAAGAGGAGACACAACUUGCAGCGAGAGGCUAGUACCAGUUGAAGCACCGCCAAGGCCGCUUUUUUUCACUGACAGAAUCUUCAUUAAGAUAAUUUUCUCAAAGAUUUGGCUACAGAAGAGGCAAAGAUGAAGCUGCUGUGGGUUGUUCUGCUGGUGGUCGGCGCCGUGUCGGCCGAUGACGAUGACAGGAAGGAGAAUGUGGGGACUGUGGUUGGAAUCGACCUGGGCACUACCUACUCCUGCGUUGGAGUGUUCAAGAAUGGCCGUGUGGAGAUCAUUGCCAAUGACCAGGGUAACCGCAUCACCCCCUCAUAUGUGGCCUUCACCAGUGAGGGUGAGCGUCUGAUUGGUGAUGCUGCCAAGAAUCAGCUGACCUCUAACCCUGAGAACACUGUCUUUGAUGCCAAGAGACUGAUUGGUCGCACUUGGGGCGACUCCUCUGUGCAGCAGGACAUCAAGUACCUGCCCUUCAAGGUCACUGAGAAGAAGAGCAAGCCCCAUAUCCAGGUUGACAUUGGUGGCGGCCAGAUGAAGACAUUUGCUCCCGAGGAGAUCUCUGCUAUGGUGCUGACCAAGAUGAAGGAGACUGCUGAGGCUUACCUGGGCAAGAAGGUCACACAUGCUGUGGUCACUGUCCCUGCCUACUUCAAUGAUGCCCAGCGCCAGGCCACCAAGGAUGCUGGAACUAUCGCUGGUCUGAAUGUUAUGAGAAUCAUCAAUGAGCCAACUGCUGCUGCCAUUGCUUAUGGCCUGGACAAGAGGGAUGGCGAGAAGAACAUUCUGGUGUUCGAUCUGGGUGGUGGCACCUUUGACGUCUCUCUCCUGACCAUUGACAAUGGUGUGUUUGAAGUGGUGGCCACCAACGGUGACACUCAUCUGGGAGGUGAGGACUUUGACCAGCGUGUCAUGGAGCACUUCAUCAAGCUGUACAAGAAGAAGACUGGCAAAGAUGUGCGCAAAGACAACCGUGCUGUGCAGAAGCUGCGUCGUGAGGUUGAGAAGGCAAAGAGGGCACUGUCUGCCCAGCACCAGGCCCGCAUUGAGAUCGAGUCCUUCUUUGAGGGAGAAGACUUCUCUGAGACCCUGACCCGUGCCAAGUUUGAAGAGCUGAACAUGACUGUCACCAUUAAGGUCUAUGAAGGUGAGCGUCCUCUGACGAAAGACAACCACCUUCUGGGCACCUUCGACCUGACUGGCAUCCCCCCUGCCCCUCGUGGUGUACCACAGAUUGAAGUCACCUUUGAGAUUGAUGUCAACGGUAUUCUGCGUGUCACUGCUGAGGACAAGGGCACCGGCAACAAGAACAAAAUCACAAUCACCAAUGACCAGAACCGCCUAACACCCGAGGACAUCGAGCGCAUGGUGAACGACGCUGAGCGCUUUGCUGAUGAAGACAAGAAGCUGAAGGAGAGGAUCGAUGCCCGCAACGAGUUGGAGAGCUACGCCUACUCUCUGAAGAACCAGAUCGGCGACAAGGAGAAGCUUGGUGGCAAACUGUCAGAUGACGAUAAGGAGGCCAUUGAGAAGGCAGUGGAGGAGAAGAUCGAGUGGAUGGAGUCGCACCAAGAUGCUGACCUGGAAGAGUUCCAGGCCAAGAAGAAGGAGCUGGAGGAGGUGGUCCAACCCAUCAUCAGCAAGCUUUACGGCAGUGCAGGCGGACCUCCACCUGAGGGCGCUGAGAGUGAGCAAGACGAGAAGGAUGAGUUGUAGGCAGGUUUGAAGUCUUCUGUCGCCCCUUGCCUCUCUGGUUGUGGCAUCUGUACAUAUUGAACUGAUGGGACUCAAAUAGUGAGAGGAAAGGCAGGGAAGGGGUGACAAUGAUAACAAGCAACCAUACUGAAAGACUUCAACAAAAAAAAAAAGUUUCAGUGUGUAAGAGGUGUUCUCUUCGCUGGAAGGCGGAGAUAUUCGUCAGCCCGGAUAUGAGGCUUGUUGCUGCUGUUCUCAGGCAGUCCUGAUAGGAUUCUGUAAUGGGGAGGGACUUAGUGGGGUGGAUUAUUGGGUGGGCAGGUAUUUGUGGGUACAUUGAGUAGAGUGUCUGUGGGAUCAAGGGCUCUUUAUGUUCACAGACAAUGCUAAAAGUUAUUUAUUGAAUCUGGUCAUUGUACUUCUGGAAAGACAUUGAAAUAAAUGUUUGAUACAAACUGUUA